Molecule: messenger RNA, 2247 nt
Organism: Oldenlandia corymbosa var. corymbosa
Lineage: Eukaryota; Viridiplantae; Streptophyta; Magnoliopsida; Gentianales; Rubiaceae
Source: the annotation of a GenBank genome assembly
CCCUUUUUAAUUUAAUCAAGAAAAGCUUUCAUUUGAUGAUAACUUUCAACACGUAAUACAAAGAGAAUAAGUCGGUAAGUAAUUAAUCAAAUGAAAAAUCACCAGCCAAAAAGACUCCAACGUCUGUGUAAGACCUCCUAAUAAAAACACCAUAACUUCCAAAUGAACAGCACACCAAGAAGAUAAUCAAUAUGCCAUAAUAUGUCUCUUUCUUCCCUUUACCCCAUCUCUUUAUUUUUAAUGCUUAGAACUUGUCAUUAAAAGUCCAUACUUAUUUAUUAAUCAAACUCUUACGCCACCUUCCUAAUUGUGUUUAGUACUCUGUGUAUGUGUGUGUGCGCAAUUUUUUUUCUUCCAUUUCCUAAUUCACUCUUAUCAUCCUCAGAUCAAAUUGAAAUGAUAAAGUACCAUCAAUCACUCUCCCAUAUCCCUUCUUCUUCUUCUUCUUCUUCUUCUUCUUUUUCUCAUCAGCCAAUUCUUGAUUCAUCUCGAAUGGCUAAUGAAGAACCUGCUGACCCAAACAACCUCAUCUCAGAUCACAACAUCUUGGAAUGGAUUAAUGAAGGUUCCCUGGCUUUCCCCUCAUCCAUUUUUGAUGAUUCUUCUGUUGAUUUCAACCCUGAUCCCUGGUGGCCACCUCAACUAGGUCAACAAGCUCCCCUGGAACAACAAUAUGAACAAAUCAACCACAACAAUAAUAACACUUACACUUGUACUUCUUUCAAUAGUAAUUCAACUGUUACUACUGCCACCAGCUCAACUCUCACUGAGAACUUUGUACUUGAUAAUCCUCAUCAGCAGCAACCGCAGCUGCCGUUGGUAUCGGACACAUGUAAGAAACGGAAAGCAUUGGAAGAUUCAGGUCCUCCUCCAAGAAUAACAUCAUCCCAGAUUUCCCAGAGGAGUCAGAAAAGUCGGGUUAAGGAUGCGGCUGACAACGAGGGAGACACAAUUGUCGAACAGACUAUGCCGGCACCAGUAAGGAAAUCGUCUGGGAAUAAAAAGACAGGAGCCAAGUCGGCAGGGAAUAAUGGUGGUAGUAACAGUAACAAAGAUGGAAGGUGGGCUGAGCAGCUGCUCAAUCCUUGCGCGACUGCGAUUGCAUCCUCGAAUCCAAGACGGGUUCAGCAUCUCUUGUACGUGAUUAACGAGCUUGCCUCGUUAACUGGUGAUGCAAAUCAUCGUCUGGCUGCUUAUGGCCUCCGAGCCCUGACACAUCACCUGCCUAAUUCCCCUGCUUCUUCCUUGUUCUCCUCCACUUCAGCUGGAGUUACUACCUUUGCUGCUUCGAAUCCCAGGUUUUUCACUGAAUCACUGAUCAACUUCAGUGACAUCAAUCCCUGGUUUCGCAUCCCAAACAGCAUAGCCAACUCUUCCAUCCUUCAAAUUCUCGCUGCACAGAAUCAGCAGGGGAAUAGUCUUCACAUCCUUGACAUUGGAGUCUCUCAUGGAAUUCAGUGGCCAACCCUUCUUGAGGAAUUGACCCGCCGAUCAGGGGGUCCCCCUCCAUUGGUUCGCAUCACAUUCGUCACGCAGACCAAUGACGACGAACAGUCAAGAAGCACUCCCUUUGCGGUGAGUCCUCAAGGCUACAACUGCUCUACACAACUCCUAACCUUCGCCAAGAAGAUAAACCUCAAUUUACAGAUCAACAGGCUUGACAACGUCCCUUUACAGAACCUGAAUUCCCAGGUUGUAAACUCCUCCCAAGACGAGACGUUGAUCAUAUGUACACAGUUCAGGCUACACAACCUGAACCACACCGCCCCUGAUGACAGGACAAACUUCUUAAGAGUUUUAAGGAGCAUGGAACCUAGUGGUGUAGUGCUUAGUGAGAAUAACCUAGACUGUAGCUGUCACAACUGUGUAGACUUCGCAACAGGGUUCUCCCGGCGAGUGGACUACUUGUGGAGAUUCCUGGAUUCAACAAGUGCCGCAUACAAAGGGCGUGAGAGCGAUGAAAGGAGGAUGAUGGAAGGAGAAGCAGCAAAGGCGUUAACCAACCUGGGCGAGAUGAAUGAACGGAAAGAGAAAUGGUGCGAGAGAAUGGUUAGUGUCGGCUUCAAGAAGGAGGUAUUUGGAGAAGAUGCAAUUGAUGGGGCAAGGGCGUUGCUGAGGAAAUACGACAGUAAUUGGGAGAUUAGAGUGGAAGAUAGAGAUGGCUGUGUGGGAUUAUGGUGGAAAGGGCAGCCUGUAUCAUUCUCUUCAUUGUGGAAGAUAGAUCAGAAAGAAAACCAACUGAAAUAG